UUCGGGCCGCAGCUUUGGGGCGUCAGGCGUAAGUCAAAGCCCGCCACAGUCCCCAAGUCCGGUACCUGCUCCAGGGUCGUGAGUGCCGGGUGUGGACCGUGCGCGUGCGCGCCCGGAGGGGGCGUGAGGCGGGUGUGCUGGGUUUCUUGGAGCUCGUGGCAGCUGAGGUUAACGGCAGCGGUGUCCCGCGCCCCACUGGUAGUUGCGGGGCCUCGCGUUUCGCCCAGGGCUGCACGGAGCCCUGGCGGCCACGGGGGACCGCAAGGGGCGGAGGAAAGCAGGGGGCCGGCCUCGGCACUCGGAGGAACAGCCGAGCAUGCCCCGAGACAACAUGGCCUCCCUGAUCCAACGGAUCGCCCGCCAGGCGUGCCUCACCUUCCGAGGCAGCGGGGGCGGCCGCAGCGCUUCCGAACGCGGCGCGGUGCCCGGCCCCGAGGCGCCGUUGCCGCAGGGCUUCCCGGAGAACCUUAGCAAGCUGAAGAGCCUGCUGACCCAGGUCCGCGCUGAGGACCUAAAUAUCGCCCCGCGCAAGGCCACGCUGCAGCCUCUGCCGCCCAACCUGCCACCCGUUACCUACAUGCACAUCUACGAGACGGACGGCUUCAGCCUCGGCGUAUUCCUCCUCAAGAGCGGCACGUCCAUCCCACUGCACGACCACCCUGGCAUGCAUGGCAUGCUCAAGGUGCUCUACGGCACCCUGCGUAUCAGCUGCAUGGACAAGUUGGAGGCAGGUGGCGGUCAACGGCAGCGGGCCCCACCACCAGAGCAGCAGUUCGAACCUCCUCUGCAGCCCCGGGAGCGGGACGCCAUUCGGCUGGGCGUGCUGCGCUCGCAGGCGGAGUACACCGAGGCCAGCGGCCCCUGCGUCCUUACACCCCACCGGGACAACUUGCACCAGAUCGACGCUGUAGACGGGCCCGCUGCCUUCCUGGACAUCCUGGCCCCGCCCUACGACCCCGAUGACGGCCGAGACUGCCACUAUUACCGGGUGCUGGAACCUGUCAGGGCGAAGGAGCCCUCCGGAUCGACCUGUGACCUGCCCCGAGAGGUGUGGCUCCUGGAGACCCCGCAGGCUGAUGACUUCUGGUGCGAGGGAGAGCCCUAUCCAGGUCCCAAGGUCGUCCCUUGAUCCUGCAAGCGCCCGGUAGCUCUGGGCCGAAGACGUGCUCUACUCAGAUCUGGGCCUGGCUGCCAGCGACCCCACCACAGGGGCUCUCUCCCUACCCCCAGGCUGCCUGGGCAUUGUAUCUACUGGAGUGGACUAUAGUUGCUUCCUCGGGAGUCUUGGGAAGCACGGGCGACUGGACUGCAGCCAGCAGGCACGGUUAUGGGGGUGGGGUAGGCGGGAAGGCUAGGUUUUCUGGUUCUGUCAUUGCUACCAGGGUUUUUAUUUGUUUGAAGGGGGAGAUGAGCAUGGGACUAUCUGAAGUGCUUCCAUCCUAAAGCCAUAAUGAAAAUAUUCUCUCUGUUCCCCAUUCUGUACAAAAUACACUGAAAGGUUUUGUCCCCGCCUCUACCUUGGGUAAAUAGGGUGUGUUUUUCCUUAUGUUCUUAUGCCCUUUAUUUCGUAUUAUAGUUUUAACUUAUUGACUGUGCAUGAUCCAAUGGGUUUGAGUUGGUUUUAGUUUAAGUCAGAUAAUUGGUUAAAAACUAGUUUUAAAGAGAUGAGGUACUGUCUAAAGUGAGCUGCCUGUCUGAAUAAUUCGUUGUGAAAAUUAAAUCAUUCUUCCAGAGUUGAGGAAUCAUCCCCAAAACAUGACUAUGCGUGUAGAGGACAGGAUAUUCUUUCUUCCCCUUGCCCAGUAGCUACAUCUGGUUUACUCUAGCAGCAACUACUAAGGUAUUCACACCUACAUAUGUUAGGACAAAUUGUCACAGUUUAUCUUCCUAUGAGUCUGCAGCUCUGUGAGUUGAGCAGAUUUCUGUUUGCACAUUUCACCUUGAAUGCAAAAACUAUGUUAACCUGAAGUUAUUUUUUUUCUUGCAUUGGUGUAAGAGGUGAUAGGGUAAUUCUGUAUUUUCUAAUCAGAAGAUUCAGAGAUGCUGAAAUCUGCAUGCUUCCAAACAACUGAAUGUAAAACAGCGCUAGCCAGCAGUUGAAUUCCAUGUCCCUGUUUACUCCCAGCAUUUUCCCGUAAAAAUAGAGAAAAAUGUUAAUGACUGUUUCAAAUUUUCUCAGCCCUAAUAUUCCAGAGGGGUGGUGGUUCUAGCUGUGUUGUUGGUGGCCCUGUUCUCAGAACCGUCUCUCUCAGGCAGGAGAGAGCCAUUGCUUGCUUCAUCUAGUGUGGUUUUCUAUAGGAAAAGACAAGCACUGAUGGUCAAGGCUACAGAAUUGAGAAUUAACUCCACUGCUGGCCAUUUUUAGGGUCCAAAACUUCGGGCAAAACACUUCCCACACCCACCUUUUAACAGUUGAGCUAUCUGUGUCUGGUUUUAUUUUUUGUCAUUUUAAUAGGGUGAGCAGCUUGGCCCUGUUUACAAACACAUUGACACUAUUUGCUUCAGGCUGUGGAGCACUAUUUCUCUCUUUUUACUAUUUACAGGAUUCCUGUUCUUUUUUCACAAACUUUUAAUUAAAACUAAUUAGAAAUAAGCCCAUUAAAAUUUACUCAGCUGUUGUCUAAGCCCUGUUGAUGGACUUGCCCAUGUGGCAGUCCAGUUCUAAUAUCUAUGAUAAGGGGAGAUUUACUGUUGGUGGAAGUUGGGACCCUUUAGGAGAAAAAGUAUGUGCCUUUGCUUCUUUAUGCAUACUGGGUUACAGAGGCCCAAAGUGAAGGAAUAUCUGUUCCCAGUUUUAAAAAUAGAAUGGAAAAAGGUAAAUUUUUGAUGAAUUUUUUUUUAUUUACAAAAAGGAUGCUUAUUGAAGGUGAUGUGCCACUAUGUUAAAAAACAUGAUGGAUGUAAUGCCAAGAAUUUUCUCCAAGGUUACUAACAUUUUAUGGUAGCUUCACAUUGUAGUGUGGUCUAGUAUGUCUUGGGGGCAGUUUGAAGUAGUUCUUCAUAUGUUCAGUUUGAAAAGAAGUUCUACAUAUGCAAAUUAUGAUUUUUCUUAGAAAAGUGUUCACCAAAUUGGUGUUUGUCAUAGCACAGUAUGAAUGUGUUUGGUUAUCACUCACAUAGCUACCAGUUUUGAAUUAUAUUGUAAAACAUAAAGAUGAUUAAUAAGAUUGUGGAUAGUAAUGUGUAUGUUAUAAUACAACCUGGAGUACAUUAAACUCACUUACAGAAAAUUCUGGCAAUGGGCCAGAAAUAGAGGAGGAAUUUUUUUUUCCCCAAACUUCACUAUAUAAAGUUUUAAAGUACUCGAGUAUAAGCAAACUUAAUUUAAAAAAAAAACAACUAAGGUGCUUUUCAAAAGAAAAACAAAUUGUUGCAGGCCAAAACAGCAAUAUAAUAUCUCUAGUUAAAAAGGAACAGUGAACCUCUUGGUUCACUAAUAAAUUCUGAAUAAAUUAAUGGGGGACACAAAAUGUAACCUGUUACAGUGAGCCACUAAAAAAAAAAUUCUUAAUACAAAGGCAAAUGUGCAAAACUUGCACCUUUCUGCAUAAACUGUUAGUCAUGACUGUCUUCAUGUGCUGCUAUUGCAUUUCCUUGUAUUCCUGCGAUAUACUGUUUUAAUAACAACCAGGAAAAAGUCUUCCCUAUAAAGACUAAUGAGCACAAUGAUACUAACCACUUAAACUUUCCUGUUGAAUAACAUGCAAUAACUUCCUCUCAUGGGUAAGAAGUUGUCUGUCUAAAUACUCCUAAAGCUUUUUAAUUUUCUUAUAUCAAUGGCUACUAUAUCAAUGGAGAGUAUUGUGUACCUACCUACUACUUUAUGAGAAGUGUUUUUUUUUACUAAGCCUGAUUUGCAUGGAUUGAGUUUAUUCCGAUUGCUGUUUAUUAAUGAAAAUGGUGAGCCUCUUUUUAAAGUAAUAAGUGUUUGUCAACAGGAGUGGGUUCUUUGACCUUUUAGCACCAAUAUCCUUGAACUUCUCCCAAAAGUUUCAUCUUUUAUUCUUCCUUUUGCAUCAUCCCUUGGUAGGUGCCUCAGUCUUGGCAUCCCAGGAGGACUCUGUCAUCACUCAUGUAUUCCAAAUGACUUUGGAUUUUGUGCUAUGGCUCUACUGCUCAAUGAAGAAGCAAUACAUCUUUAAUUCAGGGCUCUGCUCACUGCAGUUCAACUCUAACCUGAGGGCAGUAACACUCUUGUAACUCUCCUGGUCUGAACUCCGGACCACUGAUCCCUUCCGAGCGGAGGCAUCUACUGUCAAUGAAGAAAAUUAUACGUGAAGUCCCAUAUAAAUACUGAAUCUUCAUAUCCAGGGAUGUUUACAUUUCUGGAUUAAAAUCAGUGUACUUAUGGAAAAUAAAGACAUGUUUGAAAUUGUU
Molecule: messenger RNA, 4377 nt
Organism: Phyllostomus hastatus (greater spear-nosed bat)
Lineage: Eukaryota; Metazoa; Chordata; Mammalia; Chiroptera; Phyllostomidae
Gene: ADO
Product: 2-aminoethanethiol dioxygenase
Exons: 1
Coding region: 317-1129 (270 amino acids)
Cellular component (GO): mitochondrion
Molecular function (GO): oxidoreductase activity, acting on single donors with incorporation of molecular oxygen, incorporation of two atoms of oxygen
Source: RefSeq, a predicted model, not a curated record